Molecule: messenger RNA, 779 nt
Organism: Phaedon cochleariae (mustard beetle)
Lineage: Eukaryota; Metazoa; Arthropoda; Insecta; Coleoptera; Chrysomelidae
Source: the annotation of a GenBank genome assembly
GAAACUACAAACAUGGGGUUGUUAUUCAGUUAUUUCAAGAGCCUCAUUGGCACCCGAGAGAUGAGGAUAUUAAUUUUGGGACUAGAUGGUGCUGGAAAAACGACAAUAUUAUAUAGAUUACAAGUAGGAGAGGUUGUCACAACUAUACCUACCAUAGGCUUCAAUGUAGAACAAGUAACCUACAAAAAUCUGAAAUUCCAAGUAUGGGAUCUUGGUGGCCAAACAAGUAUCAGACCAUACUGGAGGUGUUAUUAUAGUAAUACUGAUGCUAUCAUAUAUGUAGUAGAUUCAGCUGAUAAAGAGAGAAUAGGAAUAUCUAAAGAUGAAUUGGUCCCAAUGCUAAGGGAAGAAGAACUCGCCGACGCGAUCCUCGUUGUCCUAGCGAACAAACAGGACAUUCCCGGCUGCAUGUCCUUGAAAGACGUCCACCAAGCCCUGGGGUUGGAAGCGCUGAAAAACAGGACGUUCCAAAUCUUCAAGACGUCCGCAGUGAAAGGCGAAGGUCUAGACAUGGCGAUGGAGUGGUUAGCAAACGCGCUCAAAAAUCGAAAAUAACACAUCCUUAACAAAAGUUUUCUAGUCCUGACACACCGCUAUGCCUCGAUAAGAGGGGGUUUGUAAAACAUAUUCGAAAACCUCGUAUUCUUGAGUUGGGGAAAAGUGGAAACUUUCAUUUAGGGAGGGAUAUCAUUAUUUGUUGAAUGUGCUUUUUUUUCGGAAAAUCCACUUCAGCUUUAAUUUUUCAGCAAACAUGGAACGUGACUGACAUCUACAUGAUU